AUGAAAAGACAAUUCAAGGAAAUUCAAGAUAAGUUACAAAAGAAGGAGGAAGAGCUUAAAUCUUUCCUCCACACUCAAUUUGAAGCUCUUAAACUUAAAAAUUCUCAGCUUGAAGAAGCUCUUAGAGAACUCUCCAAAAAAAAUGAAGAAAUUAGAAUUGAUAACAAGAAGAUUCAAGAAGAAAAUGAUAAUCUUCAAAGGAAUAACAAAUUAUUUGAGGAUGAAAAAGAGCAAUAUGAGAAGAAUGAAAUUCAAAGAAAGAUUCUAAUCAAGAAACUCAAAAAUCAACUCAAACUAAGUCUUGCAGUACAAAAUGUGGACAGACAAAACCUUUCUACAUUGAUGAAUUCAAAUGUAAAUGUUGCCCAAUCAAUCAAACAACUUAUGGACAUUAUGAAAGAAAGCAAAGAUAUUUUAGCUGAAGAAAAGGAAGCAGAAACAAUGCCAAAUUCUAAACCUCCAAGACCUGAAAGUUCAUUUGAAGCCUGGGUUUCCAAUGGUAAGAAACAAAGGUAA
Molecule: messenger RNA, 516 nt
Organism: Naegleria gruberi
Lineage: Eukaryota; Heterolobosea; Eutetramitea; Acrasida; Naegleriidae
Exons: 1
Coding region: 1-516 (171 amino acids)
Source: RefSeq, a predicted model, not a curated record